Messenger RNA from Guillardia theta CCMP2712, 1023 nucleotides. RefSeq lists its product as hypothetical. Bases 1 to 1023 code for a protein of 340 amino acids. The record is from RefSeq and is a predicted model, not a curated record. Gene Ontology annotation, molecular function: protein kinase activity; ATP binding. The transcript has 12 exons. Gene Ontology annotation, biological process: protein phosphorylation. NCBI's taxonomy places the organism in Eukaryota, Cryptophyceae, Pyrenomonadales, Geminigeraceae.
AUGGGAAGCAGGGCAAGAGGAAUGGUGCAUUUGGAGUUUGACGCCGGCCAUUCCACGGCCAUCCAUCCAGAGGAGCUCGAGGCAGAGAAGCAUCCACAUAUCACUGACUUCAAGACUGUGAUACUUCAAGAUUGCCCUUUACCAAAGGCAGCAGAUCCCAAGGAGACCGAGAAUGACAAAGUAGACCCCAUCUUGAUUCCUGUGACGGAUCAAAUUCUGCACCUACGAAAGCUAGGACAGGGGGCUAUGGGCGAGGUCUUCGAGGCCGAGUGGAGAGGCAAAAGAGUUGCGUCAAAGCGUCUUCUGCCGCAGUUCUGCGAGGAUGCUGCUUCCAACAGCUACAACGAUUUCCUGACUGAAGCGAAGAUCAUGUCCAUCGUCGGACCACACCCGAACGUGGUGGACUUCUACGGCCUGCGGGACGUACCGGGCGAAGCUCCGAUCAUCCUGCUCGAGCUUCUGGAUGGCCCGAGUCUCGGAGAUUUCCUCCGUCGGUUUGAAAAACGAGGGUCGUGGAAACCCAAGAGAGCGACGAUCGUGUCGUGGAUAACGUGCAUGUUAGAUGCUGUCAGGCAUCUUCACGAUAGAGACUUUCCUAUCUUACACCGUGAUAUCAAGCCCGACAACCUGCAGCUUUCCGAGGACCUCAGGACCCUGAAGCUCAUCGACUUCGGUGUUAGCAGGACGAUAGCAAAGGCCGGCAUUCGCCGUGAGAUGAGCAUGUGCACUGGAACUCUUCGCUACAUGUCCCCUGAGGUUUACAGCACCAAGACGUUGAAGGGGAACUAUGGGGUCAAGGCCGACAUCUACUGCUGUGCGCUGGUCAUGUGGGAGAUCUGCACGGGGCAGAAGCCCUUCACGACACCCAAGGAGCUCUGCCUGCUGAAGAUAGAAUUGCACACCUUCCCGGCCGGCCCUCACCUGAAGAAGACCCUCAGCCUCGACAGCCUUCCAUUCAGUGUGGAGCUGCAUGCUCCAUACAAUGAUGAGCCUCAGGCCAGCGCUGCCACUGGCCACCGCUGA